Molecule: messenger RNA, 3229 nt
Organism: Synchiropus splendidus (mandarinfish)
Lineage: Eukaryota; Metazoa; Chordata; Actinopteri; Syngnathiformes; Callionymidae
Product: glutamine-rich protein 2
Exons: 13
Coding region: 994-2766 (590 amino acids)
Source: RefSeq, a predicted model, not a curated record
ACGCGUGGUACCUCGAGAGCCAUCUAGACAUGAACACUCUUCAAUGCUAUGUCAUAUUGUGACGUCAACAGUAUAACUACAACUGUAAAUGACUGUAAUUGAGUCCCAGCGAGUGACAUCAUCAUCACGUGACAGUUUCUUGGCAACUUCGGGAUUUGAACAACUCUGUGCAAGACUUGGAUCAAACUCAGAUCGGACUCACACCAGAUUCCUGUCUGGUUCCGGUCCGACUUGGUCCGCCCGCCUCCUCUCAGAUUCGGGUCAAGCUCGGGUCAGACUCACACUGCUCGUGCUGAAGCAGCAUCCCUUCUGGUGAUGGCAGCUGAGACAAAAGCGGGGCGGAGCUUGGCGCCAUCUCAGGUGACCCCGAGCGAGUCCCCCCCGCUGUGCAGCUCACGAACCGCUGCCUGAAUCAUUCAUGUCGACCCCUCCGCAGAGGUCAGUGCGCCAGACCUACACACGCACGACGCUGCGCCGGAUCCAGCAGGUGGCGCUCACACUCACCCACCUGCUUGAUGACCCGACCGCUUCACGCGCAUCCAAUCAGAGCCCUCCGCCUCUCUGCGCGAGCAACAAACCUGUCGCCAUGACGACGCGCUGAUGUCGGGUUUCUUCAGUAAAACAUAAUUUGAUGAAUUAUUGACGAGUUAGUUUUCCUCCGUCCGCAAGACACACUCAUACAUCUUUCAUGCCUCGGCUGGUUAAUUAACGAGCUGCAGGUUAGAGCUGUGGGGGGCAGUGAGGCGUUCAUGUGACACCAGUUACACACCAACGCACACUCUCUGGAGGAAUGUCACACACUCACAUGUACACAGGCUGUUGCGCACACACACUCUGUUUGUCAGGAAAUGAAAAAGUCAUCAGGUGACGGACAAGUGGGAUCGACAGGUCACAGGCCUAAGAGGUCAGAGGAUCAACUCAAUCUGAAACCAACGUGUGCAGGUGACAGCUCUGUUCAGGGAUCUGCAGCAGCACAGAAACCAGGAGCAGACGAUGGAGGUGAAGGAGACCCAGGAGCAGAUGAAGCAGAUGAAGGAGAUCCAGGAGCAAAUGAAGGAGGUGAAGGAGAUCCAGGAGCAGAUGAAGGAGGUGAAGGAGAUCCAGGAGCAGAUGAAGGAGGUGAAGGAGACCCAGGAGCAGACGGCGGUGAAGGAGCUUCAGGAACAGAUGAAGGAAGUGAGGGAACUUCAGGAACAGAUAAAGGAAGUGAAUGGCCUCCACGAACAGAUAAAGGCAGUGAAUGACCUCCAUGAAAAGAUAAAGGAAGUGAAGGAGCACCAGGAGCAAACGAAGGAGCUCCAAGAACCAAUGACGGCAGUGAUGGUCCUCCAGAAGCAGAUGAAGGAGACGUGUGUCACGUGGGACGUCCUGCAUGCGAGUCUUCUUGCGGGUCAGCAGGUGUCACCAGAUACCCGGGAUGCCGAUGCUUCACUGAGACACUUUUCUCCAGAACCUUCAGGCUCCUGCGAGUCCAUGAGGGUCAAAGAAGACACGACAGGUCCUCGGGAGUCUGCUUCCUGUUUGGUGGGAGAACCAUACGGGUCCAGCCUCUCUGAACAACACCAGCAGACUCUGGAGGCUCUUCGAGACAUUGGUGGUCUUCGGAACCAGAGACUGGACCAGCGAGUGGCGCUGCUUGAGGAGGGGAAGAUGGACCAGGCUCAGCUGACUCCUCUGCACCAGCUCAUCAACAGAGGUUCUCUGGAGGUAAAGCAGCUGAUGAAAGACGUGGAGCAGCAGAGGACUUUAAUGGACGAUCUGAGGAAGCAGCAGAAGGUUCUGAAUCAGUCUCUGCAGGAUCUGGAGGCCACCAGCAAGUGUGUGAUGGAGCCCGACAUUAAAGUGGAUCAGAUGGUUCUGGACAGCAAAGUGAGUCGGAGAGACUUCGACUCGGUGACGGAGCAGUUGAAUGCCAUGUUCAAUGAGCUGUUGAAUCGGGUGUCGGGUCAGGAGCAGAACUGGCAGCAGCUGAUGGAGCGACUCUCUAGCGAGAUGGACUGCAAGCUGAACAGACUGGAGUUGGACUCUGUCAAGAAACAGCUGGAGGACCGGUGGAAGAAGAUCCAAUCCAAGCUUCAGACUCAGGAGGAGCCUGAGAACCAGGACGCCGCUGGACUCAGGAAACAACUCAUUGACAGAUUCCACUGCCUGUCAUGCGACCGACCCAUCACCAAACUUGGCCCUGGACCGCGGCUGGUGACCCUUCCAUCGUCGCCCGGUCUCCCGUCCCACAGAUCCAUCCGGCCGUUCACGGUCUACGCCCUGGAGCAGUUCCGACAUCACUACAGGAGCAGUGACGGUGUUUCUGCAGCGACUGACCACCAGCUGACAUCACGUAGAGGUGGGCGGAGCCAGACAGCCGUGGCAGGACUUCAACGGAGGACAAAGCAGGCGAAGCAGCAGGCAGACAUGGACCUCCAGUCAGAAGAGGUGGACAUCGUGGGUCUCGAUGGACAAGUUUACAGAGGGCGCCUGAAUGCACCGCCCUUUGGUAAUCAGGACAGGAAGCUCCCAAAUAUCUCAGGCAAAGAUGUGUCCAGUAAAUCUGAAGACAAAAGCAGGAACUCAACUCACAGAAGUCCACCUUCACCUGAGAGCAGAGGAGGUGAGGUCACACCCACAGAUGUACCCGCAGACUCUCAUCUGAGUCUUACAGGCUCCUGUGGUUCUGGUCGGGCCCGCUCGGUUCUAGGCUGCCCAUCCCAGAGCUCCAUCCUGGAGACACCUGCUGCUGACCUGCUUGACCCCAUGGCAUUCCAGAUGUAGACCACUACUCAGCCGAUCUCCAUCCCUUCCUUCACCUUGAGCAGAGUUCUGGUCCUCCCGUUAGAGGUCGCGCUUGCCCUGCCCUUGUUUAACGUCAUACCCUUAUCUCACCUGGUGACGCCCCUCCACUCAGACACAAGAGGAGUCGACUCUGGCGCCCUCUUGAGGUCAGAGCUGAGCUGCUGAAACGGACACCAAACCACAUUUCUCUGGACACACACAGUAACAACAAAAGGUUGCAACUUUAUUUGUCCAAACUAGAAACUAAAUAAAUCUUUUAUAAACCAGAUUUGAACAUUUCUCCUUAAAAAAACGUAAAUAUCCAGCAGCCAGUCCUGACUUUUCUCUGAGAGACGUUGCUGUCCUGUGGCAAAGAAUCAUCAGCUGGUCACUUCCUGUACCACAACUCAGGUCACUGGGUCAGUGCAUUGUGGUCUCGCUGGUUUCACAAAGUUAUUGUCUU